AUGUCGCAACAUCUUGAAGACGGUUCUGGUGCGCUGUCUGUUCUUGUUACCGGAGGAUCGGGAUUCAUCGCAUCUCACCUCAUUCUUCAACUCCUUCGUGCUGGGUAUAAAGUUCGCACGACAAUCCGAACCCCGUCGCGAGAAAAGGAUCUUCGAGAUGUUCUCCAAAAGGCUGGUGCUGAUGUCGAAAACCUGUCCUUCGCUGUGGCCGACCUCACUAAAGAUGAGGGCUGGGCUGAAGCGAUGCAAGGGUGCACAUUUGUCCAGCAUGUUGCAUCCCCAUUCCCUGGAGCGACACCCAAAGACGAAAACGAAUUGAUUGUCCCUGCACGAGAGGGAACUCUCCGUGUCCUCAGAUUCGCUCGUGAUGCUGGUGUAAAGCGAGUGAUCCUGACAUCAUCGUUCGCGGCAAUUGGGUACGGACAUGAACAGAUGCCCCUGUUCACUGAGGAUCAUUGGUCUGUUCUCGAUGGCAAGAUUCCUGUGCCUGCCUACCACAAAAGCAAGACUCUAGCCGAGAAGUCCGCAUGGGACUUUAUUCAGAAUGAAGGUGGAAAUAUGGAGCUUGCCGUCAUCAAUCCUACCGGUGUUUUUGGGCCUGUCUUGAGCCCAGACUUUUCAACAUCGAUUCAAAUCAUUGAGAAAAUGAUGAAAGGUAAAUUGCCUGGGUGCCCGAAGAUCUCUUUUGGGGUGGUCGAUGUGCGCGACCUCGCUCAAUUGCACAUUCUUGCCAUGACAGACCCGGCCGCUGCGGGUCAGAGGUUCAUUGGAACAUGUGACAACGGGCCCUUUGCAAUGAUUGAUCUUGCAAAUGUGUUGCGCGAUGGAAGACCUGCACACGCCGAACGUCUGCCGACUUGGGAGUUGCCAAACUUGUUAGUCCGUGCUAUUGCACUGUUUCGUGCAGAUCUCCGCGUCAUUCUCCCAGAACUCGGAGUCCAAAAGCUCAUCAACAACGAGAAAUCUAAGAGCGUACUUGGGUGGAAACCUAGGUCGUUUGAAGAGUGUGUUUUGGACACAGCGGAUAGCUUGGUGGAACAUGGGGUUGUUUGA
This is a messenger RNA of Penicillium nucicola, 1053 nucleotides long. Its product is annotated as SDR family oxidoreductase. NCBI's taxonomy places the organism in Eukaryota, Fungi, Ascomycota, Eurotiomycetes, Eurotiales, Aspergillaceae. Gene Ontology annotation, molecular function: oxidoreductase activity, acting on the CH-OH group of donors, NAD or NADP as acceptor. The record is from RefSeq and is a predicted model, not a curated record. The transcript has a single exon. Bases 1 to 1053 code for a protein of 350 amino acids.